This is a messenger RNA of Phasianus colchicus (ring-necked pheasant), 351 nucleotides long. Lineage: Eukaryota; Metazoa; Chordata; Aves; Galliformes; Phasianidae. The record is from RefSeq and is a predicted model, not a curated record.
AGUGGAGCUGAGAAGCGCUGCCAGUGGACCGAUUCUCUGUCAGAGCUGGACCUGUCCUCCAACCAGCUGACAGAGUCCGUGUUUGAGUGCUUGCCCGUUAAUAUCAACAGACUGGACCUUCAAAACAACCAGAUCGCCAGUGUCCCCAAGGGGAUCGCCGAGCUGCAGUCCUUGAGGGAGCUGAACCUGGCAUCCAACAGGCUGGCCGACCUGCCAGGGUGCAGGGCCUUUGCGGGCCUGGAGAUCCUGAACAUAGAGAGGAAUUUGAUCCUCACGCCAAGUGCCGACUUCUUCGAGAGCUGCCCGAGCGUGAAGGAGCUACAAGCUGGGCAAAACCCGUUCAAGUGUUCG